Messenger RNA from Seriola dumerili (greater amberjack), 3863 nucleotides. RefSeq names its product ubiquitin specific peptidase 46 (gene usp46). Gene Ontology annotation, biological process: protein deubiquitination. NCBI's taxonomy places the organism in Eukaryota, Metazoa, Chordata, Actinopteri, Carangiformes, Carangidae. Gene Ontology annotation, molecular function: cysteine-type endopeptidase activity; cysteine-type deubiquitinase activity. The record is from RefSeq and is a predicted model, not a curated record. Gene Ontology annotation, cellular component: cytosol; nucleus. The transcript is spliced from 9 exons. The coding region runs from base 325 to 1434 and encodes 369 amino acids.
GCUUGUCUCCGGUUCGUUGCUAACAACCUGCUGCCUUGCAACUUCGUCUGUCCGCCGCUCACUCAUGCACCGGCGGGUUCCAGCUGUGGUGUCGGCGAGGUGUGCGUGAGGAUGCGGCCGUGUGGACGCUGAGCUCGGCCUGACCCUCGGCUCCGCGCUGGCUGCACGGUGCUCCGCGUCUCUCCGCCUGCUUUCCGACGCCUGGGGUUUUGCAGUCCGGCCUCCAGCCGCGGCUGCGAAUUAAACUUCAUUUCUCAGCGUCGCCCUGCCCUGAAAUCAUGUUUAUUUUAUAAAGAUGGCGGCGAGGGGGACACUGUAAACUAAAUGACUGUCAGAAACAUCGCCUCCAUUUGUAAUAUGGGCACCAAUGCCUCUGCUCUGGAGAAAGACAUCGGCCCGGAGCAGUUUCCAAUCAAUGAACACUACUUUGGAUUGGUCAAUUUUGGAAACACAUGUUACUGUAACUCGGUGCUCCAGGCGCUCUACUUCUGCCGGCCUUUCCGGGAGAACGUGCUGGCCUACAAAGCCCAGCAGAAGAAGAAGGAGAACCUGCUCACGUGCCUGGCAGACCUCUUCCACUCCAUCGCCACGCAGAAGAAGAAAGUUGGCGUCAUCCCGCCCAAGAAGUUCAUCUCCCGCCUACGGAAAGAGAACGAUCUGUUCGACAACUACAUGCAGCAGGACGCGCACGAGUUCCUCAACUACCUGCUGAACACGGUGGCCGACAUCCUGCAGGAGGAGAAGAAGCAGGAGAAGCAGAACGGACGCCUCAAGAACAACGGCACCGCCGUCACCGCGGAGACCGAGACGGAGAACAAGACGGAGCCCACGUGGGUUCACGACAUCUUCCAGGGCACACUGACCAAUGAGACGCGCUGCCUCAAUUGUGAAACGGUGAGCAGCAAAGAUGAGGACUUCCUGGAUCUCUCUGUGGACGUGGAGCAGAACACAUCAAUAACACACUGUCUCAGGGACUUCAGUAACACAGAGACUUUGUGCAGCGAGUAUAAAUACUACUGUGAGACGUGCUGCAGCAAACAGGAAGCUCAGAAACGGAUGCGCGUGAAGAAGCUUCCCAUGAUCCUGGCGCUACACCUGAAGAGGUUUAAGUACAUGGAGCAGCUGCACCGCUACACCAAGCUGUCCUACAGGGUGGUGUUCCCCCUGGAACUGCGCCUGUUCAACACGUCCGGGGACGCGGUCAACCUGGACCGCAUGUACGACCUGGUCGCCGUGGUGGUUCACUGUGGCAGUGGCCCGAACAGAGGACAUUACAUCACCAUAGUGAAGAGUCACGGCUUCUGGCUGCUGUUUGAUGAUGACAUUGUGGAGAAAAUUGACGCCCAGGCCAUCGAGGAGUUUUAUGGGCUUACCUCAGACAUCUCCAAGAACUCUGAGUCGGGAUACAUCCUCUUCUACCAGUCCAGGGAGUGACUGAUCUGAUCACUGACAGAGGAGGAGACUGAAUAGGAAGAAACCUUUUUUAUUUUUCUUUUUUCUUUUUCCUUCAGCCGAACUCCCCCCCCCCCCCUGUCCUCCAUGUCUGACCUCUCUUAACGUAUGUGCCAACCCUCUUCCGGUCCCAGUGUCACCCUCUGGGUUUACCUGUGCUUCAUUUCUGUCCGUGUGUCCUUCGCUUCUUGUCUUUUCGUCACCUGCAUCUGGACUGCACUUUAAAACAAAAGCAAAAAUGCUCAACAGCAUGACAGAAACAAAAAGGAGUCCCAUGUGCUAGUGGGAGGAGCCUGCUGAGGUGGAACAUGAGGCGAAGGGGUCUGAUGCACAUACAGACAAUUGUCAGAAAUUGUACUAUAUCAUUUAUAUGUAUAUAAUGUCUUCUUCACCCUCAUAAUUCCUUCCAUUAGGGCUAUUUCCCCCGUCACUGUCCUUUUGCUGUGUUCAUAUCCCUGGUGGAUGCAUGAGAAGUGAAUGAAGUUGGAGACAAACACUGUACAAUACGCAGAGAGAGAUUUUGAAGCAAUAUCUGAGCAUUAAUUAUAAAACUCAAAAGCUUAAAACUACCUAAAGUGAGUAACUGGCUGACAGUGCAGAGGUCGUUUGGCUGCUGUCAGCUCAUGUUAGUGUAACCAGGUGUGAUCCAAUACUUUAACACCUAAUCCAACUGAGCCACACGCUCUAACACUACAGGUGAGAGGAAACCCUGCCAGGCGGACCUCCGUUCAAAUCAGCUGAAUCUUUAUAAUUUUUUAUUCUGAUAGAAAACCCCUAUUUAUUGAACUGAGCAUAUUUAUUACUGUUAUUUGCAAUACUGACUGGUUGAUAAUGAACGUGUUUGUGGCUCUUUUGAGAGCUUUGUAUGUUAAGACUCCGAUGUCUAAGCUCUCGGUGUGAAGGGCAUGGUGUAUGUAAUACACAACUUCAUAGGACAGCUAAAAAAAAAAAAGGUUUUAUCAGUUUAACUUUGUGUUUUGCAUGUUAAAUGAAAAUAUAAUACAGAUUAACAUGACGCAAGAGAGACACAACCCACAAUCCUAAUGCUUAAUCUUUUGAUUGACACGACACAGUGAAACAGUGCAAUAAGAGGUGACGUUAUUCAAUGUGCAAUUUCCCAGUGAGACUAAUAUACAGGACCUUUUUUAAAGUAGUUAGAAGUAGAUGUGUUUGUUUUCGACUGAUCUUUUCCCAGUGCUGUGUUUGAGUUCUCGUGAUAUCAAAGUAAAAGCCCCCGUUCACCACGUGCAAUGCACGCUACCUGCUGGGCUGUCAGGAACUCUGUUCUUUCAUCCUUCUGUUGUUGUUUUUUUAUUGUUUUUUUGUUUUUUUUAAAAUAUCUUUACACAUUUUCUCUUGUUUUGUCUUCGACUCCGAUGACGUAAAUUGUGUGUGUGUGUCAUACGUAGCACAUUGGAAUCCUAAAUCCCGUAGAGAUCAAAUUCAAGCUGCGUUGUUACUUAAGAGAACUUCCCUUGUACUGUAGAUGUUUUCCCCAGGGUUUGUUGCCAUGCCCUGUAGAAUAGUGCGACAUCAAAGUACUUGUUUUCAUGUGAAUGACAUUCCUGUUUGCUGCACUUCAGAGGAAAUAACCAUUUCAAACGCAUCUAAAUAAGAGGUGGGAGUAGGAUUAAUUUCUUAUCUUAGUGUGUGUGUGUGUCUGUACGGGAGAAGUUGUUUCUACUGUCUCCUCCGUUUAGUCUGUUACCGGGUGAAGUCACGAGGACCACGUGCCAAACUGGAGUUGAUGCUGACCUUGCAACCGUCUUUAACAGAACAUUAUUUUCUUUGUAAAGACAACUGUACAUAUAUAUUAUGUAGAAAAACACUUCUGGUAAUAGGAAAAUAUUUUUUUAAAGUGCAGAUCUUACAAUGUAAAGACGCUCAUGGCAGAGAUUUUAGAUUAACACUGACCAUUAAUGAAACUGUUAAGAAAUACUGUGCUAUUUUACAAUCACUCAAUUACAUAAUCAAUCAGACUCGUGCAGAGGACACCAUCUGUUCUAUUAUUGAUAUUAACUGGGUUGAACUGAGCCAGGGUAGAAAACAGUAGCAGGAAUAGUCUGAGAUGUUUUAGACUCAGGUGAGAGGGAAGAAGGACUCUUCAUGCGCUGAUCUUCCAUGAACACUUAUGCACUCGCCCUCACUGAGAUCCUCAGUCGUUGCACUCGGUCUUCUAUAUCUUACUGUGAUAGUGUUCUACAGAGGAGAGCUCAGGUGCAGGGAGUCCAGCACCAGGUGGGAUCAGACUCGUGGGAGGGAAGGAGGGGAGGAAUCGGAGUCUCCGUCUGGCUGUAAACUGAAAGUGCACUUUAUUAGUGAUGAGCUUCGAUGCUUUAAUAUGAAGAACCACAGUCUAACACACUCAUUUUGAGUUUUUUCUUCUGUUCAAUAAAAUGACUAUCAACUAA